Messenger RNA from Fundulus heteroclitus (mummichog), 3827 nucleotides. RefSeq names its product atonal bHLH transcription factor 8 (gene atoh8). The coding region runs from base 1228 to 2370 and encodes 380 amino acids. The record is from RefSeq and is a predicted model, not a curated record. NCBI's taxonomy places the organism in Eukaryota, Metazoa, Chordata, Actinopteri, Cyprinodontiformes, Fundulidae. The transcript is spliced from 4 exons. Gene Ontology annotation, molecular function: protein dimerization activity; DNA-binding transcription factor activity.
AGUCAGGCGCCAGUGGAACUGGACUGGGAGGAGUGAGAUAGUGGUUAGCCUUCCAACAUUAGCGGUGGGAGUUCUCCUCCUGGGCUCAUUUGGGGUGGACACUGUGCGCGUUCAGUUCCUGGAUAUCAAGCGCCAAAGCGGGAUGUUUAAGCAAACCGUUUAAAUCAAGUCUGUGUGGAAACCUAAUGUUGGUCCGAUCUUCAUACCAGCGUGUGGGACUUGUGUUGCGGUCCUUUGCAGCAAAGGGAGCAUAAUUUCAGUAAGAUAUAGCUAGGAUUUGCUGAUACGUCUUCAAAGAGAUUUCGUAGUUGUUGUUUUUUUUCAGAUUUCCCUCCGAUUAGCGUAAAUGAGACAUGGCAGUGAUUAUUUUGAUAACUCUUGUUUCUAGAAGUGCUACAUUGUAAUUCGGUUCGCUUUGGCUCCUUCAACAUCAAGAGAAGUGACGUUCUGUGCUCUUUGUUGAUCAAAACUAAUAGAUGUUUGCUUGUUUCUUGUGAUUGUGUUGUAAAGACCAUUGUAGAAGUAGUUUCAGUUGCUUUGUCCUUGUAUUUUGUCCAGCCGUUGCAGGGCUGCAUAUCUUCAUUCAGUGUGUGUGUGUGUGUGUGUGUGUGUGUGUGUGUGUUAGGUUAUUCACAGUGUUGCUAUGCAGACAGACUGGAGCCACGCUUAGACAGCUUUACUGUAACCUCAAUCUGAAGGAAGGCCUGGGUUGCUCGCACUUAAAGAAACCUUUGGAGCAGCAGAAAACCUCUGCACUUUCCAGUCCAAGUGGUAUAGAAUAGCAGAUGUUACACAGCUUGGAACACUAGUGUUGAGUUUUCAGGGCGCUCUUGUGCAGACAGAGUGGAGCCACAUAAAACCUGGUGGUAACAGCCAUGACUGAGCACAUCCUGUUAUGCAGCUUAACAGAAUGUGAGACAGUUUUUGAAUUUUCUGGUUGUAGUUUGCUUAGUGUUGUGUAUAAUUUAUUUUAAUAUAGCACAUACCAGCAUUGCCAACAGGCUUUCUUCCAGUAAGGAAGCACAUGAUUGCAUGACAGAAAUGUGUAUAGUGCUGAUACCAACCCUUCUAUGGUGAGCGAACGUCUAUAGAAUAUAUAUGUCUCGUACAGUUUAAUUAUCUGUUGUUGUGAUUUCCAUUUGCAGUUUUCUUGUUUGACUUGUUUAAGUGGAUUUGUGUCUUAAAGUAGCUUUGCUUUACGUUUUUAACUUUUCCGAUUGUUGCAAAAUGAAAAAAAAUUUUCCACUGAAUAAUUACUGGAACAGCACAAACAACAAAGAGUCAGCCAUGAUCGCUGUCCCAGGAACGAACAAGAAGUUCAAGAGAAAGUCCCGCGAGCCUAAAAGAGUUUUCACUAGUCUUGAAAGUGAAACAUUCCCUGUGGAUAUUUCAGAAGUAGACUGUGUAGAUGACAAUCAAAUGGCUAACUUCAACAAGUUGGCUCCUCUCCAGAGACCACUGAUGAUUUCACAAGACAUUAUGGACAAUAGCAUGGGCAUUCUUUCAGCAAGUCAAGAAGACAGUACAUCACCAGGUCAGAGUGGUGCUAUAGAUAUGAGAGUUGGUAUUAACAUGCAAUCUCCCAAAGUGUCCCAGUCACCUGCCUCUCCCUUGGCCUAUAAUGAAAUCUCCCACUGGCCAAUUUCCAUCUCUCAGCCCUUGACCAACAGACUCAAAUUGGGUCUACACUCCACUUUACCUCUGUCAGAACCAGCUAGUGGCACUACUUCUCCUGGCCAUCAGGCAUUCUGUUGGGAGACCUCACUGCCUGGCCAGUCUGCAGCUAUGUCUAUAUCCAGAGCCCCCCACUGCCUCGACCAUGUGAAAACUCAAGAACAGAAGGAGUUUCCAAGGAAAGAGGUCGGAGUUGAUGCUGAUACGCGGGCACAUCUUCCAGAGGUCAAAGCUAUCCAGCAAACUAGAAGGCUUCUGGCCAAUGCCAGGGAGAGAACCCGUGUCCACACCAUCAGUGCUGCAUUUGAGGCACUAAGAAAGCAGGUGCCAUGUUACUCCUAUGGACAGAAACUUUCCAAGCUGGCUAUAUUGCGUAUUGCCUGCAACUACAUUCUUUCUUUGGCUCACUUGGCCGAGCUUGACUACAGUUCAGAUCACAGCAGUGUGAGCUUCUCUCAGUGUGUGGAACAGUGUACCAAGACCCUACAGGCUGAGGGCAGGAGCAAAAAAAGGAAGCUGCAACAAACGGAUCCAGUCUUCGGGAAAUCGCAGAGGGUCUGGUCGACUAAACGCUGCACCAACGGGGUUUCCCACCCACUGCAGCUCCCCGGAGAGAGCAGCCGGUCAGCGGGUCUCUGCCGCUCCCGAAAAGUCAGAAUACAGAUUCAAAAUCGGCUCAUAACCUUGAUGAACUGACUGCAUAGAUGUCAGACAUUUGGAGGUGUAGUUUGUUGCCUUAAAAAUUACUUUUUGUGAUAGACCAAAUCGAUAGAUUUGUAAACUCAUCUCCCUACUCCAAGCAGCGGACAGUUAAAGCUUGCUGCACACAUCCCUGCCAAUUAUACAAAGCACCAGGGUUGUUUAAAAGUCCUAAUCUCAGACCAGGACAUUUUCCAGUGAACAUAAAGUCUGGGGAAACUGAAAUCCCCCAUACAGAAACGCACACUGGGCUAUUCAGGUGUAAUAGAAUAGGGCCCAUUCUAAAUUUGUCAGCUGUAAAGAAGGAGAUAAUCUCUCACUUCAUGGUUUUAGUCUGAGUCUGUGAAGAAAUCAAAUUUAUUGUAUGGGGGUGGUGGCCUAGUGAUUAGAGCAAACGCACUUGGACUCUGAGAAGGUUGCAAGUACCCAGUUCAAUCCCCGCAAGACCCUUAGUCCCAGAUUGCUCCCCGGGUGCUGUGAUAGCUGCCCUCUGCUCCCUAAGGGAUGGUUUAAAUGUAGAAGACAAUUUUCUUUGGAAUGUACAAUUGCAAUGACAAAUAAAGAUUUCUUUUCUCCUCCAUUUAAUUUGGUACAAAUCACUUUGGUGACUCUCUACUGGAAAUGUCACAGUUAGUAAGGUUUAGAGGUGUACUGCUGUGAUAACUCCAUCCAGAAGAGAAGUUUAUUAUAGAUUUAUUGUCUGAUAAAUCUUAAAGGUGGUCAAAUUAUUUAGGAUGUCACCUAUACACAAAUUAAUUUACAAGUCUUUCAUGUGUGUUAUUUUAAAUGUAGUCAUUGACUUUUUUUGUUUUAGGAGUGAUGGAGAAAUACUCGGAGGAGUAAUGACAAGAUGAAGAACAAUGAAGAAGUGGAUGAAUACAAAAAAAGUUUGACUUAUGCAUUUGAUAAAUUGUUUUUUUGCACAAAAUGUUUUACACAGAUUUCAUCAGCCUAAGGUUUUUGAUUUGAUUAUGAGUGUAUGUUAAGAAAAACAGCAUACAAUGUUCACAAGGUAAAGUAUUAACGGAACCAGCCAGCUACUGUAUUGGUCAGGAUUAUUGCUACACUUGAAUUUAUAGUACAAAUUUUGAAUAUUGUAAGAAAUCAAUUUCUACCUUUUUUCAAAUAGAAAAUUUAAAUAAGAACAAAAAAUGGUAGAAAAAAUUGACCACACAAUAACGAACAUGAAUAAAUUGCAUACAAUACACAAGUGUUUGCAUGGGCUGCACAGUGCACAAUGGGUAGCGCUGUUGCCUUGCAGCAAGAAGGUCCUGGGUUCGAAUCCUACCCUGGGUCUUUCUGCAUGGAGUUUGCAUGUUCUCCCUGUGCAUGCGUGGGUUCUCUCUGGUUACUCCGGCUUACUCCCACCAUCCAAAAACAUGACUGUUUUGUUAAUUGGCCUCUCUAAAUUCUCCUUAGGUGUGAGUGUGUGUAAGAAUAGUUGUUUGUCCUGU